AUGCCAUCUCAAGUAGAUGACUCCCCUCUCCCCGCCCCGGGCCAAUUGACGGCACCGAGCCAGGAAGACCUCGCCAACAUCCCCAGCGAAGUAGCCCGACUCCUCGACUUCCUCCAAACCGGCGAGCAGGACCUGCAGUUCCUCACCGACCUCCGAGACGAGCACAUCGCCGACCUCGAACGGCAGCCGAUCGUGCUGCGACGAGUGGAUAGCGUGAAGGAGGGCGCGGGCAAGGCGCUCGGGCAGGUCCGCCAGGUCGUCGACGGCGGCCUGGACAAGGUCCGCAAGAGCAGGUCGGCGUUCCGCAAGAGGAGCGCGAGGAAGUUCGCCGAGUCGGCCGAGUUCCGCAGCCAGGAGGCCGUCGUCACGAGGCACCAUGCCGCCAUCCUCCGCGAGCUCGUGCACCUGCGCCAGCUCGCCCUGCGGAGCCCGACGCCCGGGCAGAGGGACCAGCAGCAGUCCAGCCGUGAUAGUGUGGUGAGCGCGGAGUCGGAUGGGCCGAGGUCGGUUCGUAGCUUCUCGACGACGAGCUCCAAGACGGAUAAGCCCAAGUUUGAUAACAUCGGGCUCCUGGCAGAUCUCAUGGGGGAUUCUGGAUGCAAGUCGACAUUCCCUGUGGCAGAAAUUCACGGCAAUUCAGGCCACCGAACAAACAGCGUAUCAUCAUGCCCUCCGACCAGCUUCGCCGCAUAUGGAAAAGGCUCGAUCCUAUUUCCAGCUGAGCUGAGCGCAGAGCCGAAUGCAGACUCUGGCCCAGUUGAGCUGCCCGGAGAUAUUCCCACCAGUCCACCAGCAAGACCCGUCUCUACACCCUCGGCAACGAAUGACGCUGAAAGAAAGGGCACUCCUACAUCAGAGCCUCCCAGCUCGCCUCCUCCCCAAUCCGACACGCGCCCAGUUAGGCCCUCCCGUUCAAUUACCUUCGACCCGACAGACGACGGCGAUUUACAGCCCUUCUCGCCGCUGGAGGACCUCACCCCGUUCAUCCAGCCUCCCCCGGUUGUCGAGGAGAAGCAAGUCGUCGAAGAGAGCAGCUUCUUCGGACCAGCGUCGAUCAGCGUGUACGAGGAGAAAGAGGUCGUUGUUCGGCACAGCCAGCGGAAGAAGUCGUCGCAGCGCAUCUUACUCAACGAGCAAGACAGGGCCGGGCUCGCUCUACUCAUGGGGGGUGACAUGGGGUAUUCGGGCCACUCAGUUGCCCACAAGUCAUCCGCAGUGUCACUGGUGUCCGUCAAUUCCCAAGCAGGAACUUCCAUCACAUGGCCAAGCCCAUCUGUGCGUGAGCAGGCCUCGAUGAUCCCCCCAGUCCCUACUCAGCCGCCGCCGCCUCCGCCAGUGCCGCCAAAGAUUCCCCAUGGAACCAUUCCAAGGAAACCCACGCCUUCACAGUCUAGCUCUACGACAUCGCUGCCUUCUCAAAGUCAGAGCCCGGCCUCUGGUGAUGGCGAGAGUGUAGCGCCAGCCGUGAAGCCGCUCACAACAAUCCCCCCGGAGCUCUUGCUUGGACAGCUUACUACUUCCCAGGGCCAACUACAGACAGUGCCUGCUAUUGUUGUCCAGAAAGCAUCGCCUUAG
Molecule: messenger RNA, 1575 nt
Organism: Clonostachys byssicola
Lineage: Eukaryota; Fungi; Ascomycota; Sordariomycetes; Hypocreales; Bionectriaceae
Source: the annotation of a GenBank genome assembly